This is a messenger RNA of Mucor mucedo, 763 nucleotides long. RefSeq names its product NAD(P)H:quinone oxidoreductase, type IV. The coding region runs from base 38 to 655 and encodes 205 amino acids. Gene Ontology annotation, molecular function: NAD(P)H dehydrogenase (quinone) activity; FMN binding. The transcript is spliced from 2 exons. Lineage: Eukaryota; Fungi; Mucoromycota; Mucoromycetes; Mucorales; Mucoraceae. The record is from RefSeq and is a predicted model, not a curated record.
UUCAUAACACAACAAAAAAACAACAAUUACAACAAAAAUGGCUGCCAAAGUUUAUAUCGUCAUCUACUCUCUCUACCACCACAUUUAUACCCUUGCCUUAGAAGUCCAAAAGGGUCUUGUUGCCUCUGGUGUUGAUGCCAAGAUUUUCCAAGUCCCCGAGACCCUUUCUGAGGAGAUCUUGACCAAGAUGCACGCCCCUCCCAAGCCCGACGUUCCUGUUAUUACUGUUGCUGAUUUAAACGAAGCUGACGGUUUCUUGUUCGGUAUUCCCACUCGUUUCGGUACCAUGCCUGCACAAAUCAAGUCUUUCCUUGAUUCCACUGGUGGUCUUUGGGCCUCUGGUGCUUUGGCUGGUAAGUUUGCCGGUACUUUCUUCUCUACUGCUUCUCAACACGGUGGUCAAGAAACCACUGCUUUCACCACCAUCACCUACUUUGCCCAUCACGGUAUGGUAUAUGUUCCCCUCGGUUUCGCCAACCCUCAUCUUUUCGAUAACUCUGAAGUCAUUGGUGGCUCUGCCUACGGUGCUGGUACUGUUGCCAAUGGUGAUGGUAGCAGACAAGUCUCUCAAAAGGAAAAGGAGAUUGCUGUCACUCAAGGUGAAAACUUUGGUAAGAUCGUCUCUACCUUUGUCAAGGGAAAGACCGUUGCUUAGAUACCAUUUUUUUGGAAAAAUAAACUACUUUUUUUUAAAAAAAUACAAAAACACGUGUGGUUUGAAUGUCCGAUGGAUUGCAAGAGAGAGAGAGAGAGAGAAAGAGAG